AGGCCCACAUGCAGCCCUGAGAUUGGGACAGGGAAAAGGAGGGGAAGAGACUGCCUGAGAGCCUGGGAAAAAGGAGCCUCCCUCCUGCAUGGGACCUGGAUCAGAAACGACCACCUCCAGGACAAGGCAGUGCAGACCUGGGAAGUUCUCUGAGUCCUAGGCUCGCCCCCAAUUCAUUUCCCACCCUGUGCCGCCCUGGUCUGCACCCAGAGCCAGUUCCCGCCCCUAGUAGCAGCCCCCACGCUGGCGCUGGCAGACACUGAGGCCAUGGAGGUGAGGAUGCUGCAGGACUGGUGCAGGUGGAUGGGCAUCAGCGCCCGCAGGGGCCUGCUCAUCCUGGGCAUCCCGGAGGACUGUGACGAAGACCAGCUGCACGAGUCCCUGGAGGCCUCCCUGUGGCAAAUGGGCCACUUUGAGGUGCUGGGCAAAGUGUUUCGAGAGGAGGACAAUGCCAGUGCGGCCCUGGUGGAGCUGGACCGGGAAGUCAACUAUGCUUUGGUUCCCAGGGAGAUCCCAGGCAUCGGGCGUCCCUGGACCGUGGUCUUUGUGCCCAGAUGCUCAGGGGAGGACUUUCUGGGUCGUGUGUUCCACUUCCUGGAGCAACAGGGGCAGACUGUGGAGAGUGUGGCCGGAGCCCUGGGGCUGGGGCUGCGCAAGGUGUGCUGGCUGAGGUCUGUCAGUCAGGCCAUCCAGCCCUGGGUGGAGACAGUGCGGUACCAACCCCUGGGGGUGUUCUCAGGGAGGGACCAGCCAGGCCCGGGGGAGGAGUCCUUCGAGGCAUGGCUGGACCACACCACUGACAUGCUGCUUGUGUGGCAAGGGGUCUCAGAAAGGGAGAGGAGGAGGCGGCUGAUAGAAGGCCUCCGAGGGACGGCCCUGCAGGUGGUGCACGAGCUCCUGGCGGAGAACCCUGCCAGGACGGCCCAGGAUUGCCUGGUCGCCCUGAUCCAGGUGUUUGGAGACCACGAGUCCCAGGCCACCCUGCGGCUCAAGUGUCUAACCGCUCAGCGACGGUCAGGCGAGACUCUCUCUGCUUUCGUGUUGCGGCUGGAAGUCCUGCUACAGAGAGCCAUGCAGGACGGGGCCCUGGACAAGGCCUCAGUCGACCACUUGCGCGUGAGGCAGGUGCUCACCGGGGCCAACAUCAUUGAGCCACUGCAAGAGGCCCUGAGGAAGCUGGGCACGGUGGGGAGGCGUCCAACUUUCCUGGAGAUGCUCGGGCUGGUUCAUGAGGCUGAGGCAUGGGAAGCCAAUAUAGCCAGGAGUCUGAGAGCCCAGCCGGCAGAAGGGGCUGCUGCCAGGGCCAGUGCCCAGGCUGAUGCCAGAGCAAAAGCUCAGUCUGAGGGUGACAAGAUGGUGGAGAAGCAGCAACUGCAGGAGAAUAGUGACAACCAUGCCCCUGCCCUUGCAGGCCUGGGUCAGACAGGGCUCUCAGAGGCCCCUGGGGGACCCCUGCCUGCCCACAUGGGCAGUGUUUCCGGGGCAGGUCCAGGAGGUCCUGGCACUGUGCCAGAGGGCCUGGCCCAGGUGGGAGACCGGGAGGCCGAGGAACACCCCCAGGAGGGGCUCAAGCCCAUCCCGGAGGAGUCGGAAAGUGAGGACGGGGUUGGGGAGCUGAGCCCCGUCAUGUCCUCCCCUGGCAAAUAGCUAACAAGGCCUGGCACCCUCCUCUCCUUUCAGGCAGCAGAGCCCUGGAAUCAGGGGAGGGGGGGAGCCAGGCCAGGGCAACCUCCUCACACCACAUGGGGAGCAGGGCUCAGGGAAGGGCCCGCCCAGCUCAUACCAUACCCCCUACUCCCCCACCAUGCUAUGGGGGCCUGACCACCACCAUCAGCCCUUCCAAGUCACCAAGCUGACAAUGUUUGACACCCAAUGGGAUGAGAAGAGGUGCCCCCAC
Messenger RNA from Myotis daubentonii (Daubenton's bat), 1897 nucleotides. RefSeq names its product PNMA family member 6A (gene PNMA6A). The record is from RefSeq and is a predicted model, not a curated record. NCBI's taxonomy places the organism in Eukaryota, Metazoa, Chordata, Mammalia, Chiroptera, Vespertilionidae.